AUGAGGGGGGGGAAAAAAAAAAAAAAAACGGUCCGGUUUUUGUGAAAAACCACAUCAAGUCGGUAAUACCAGAUUUUUGCGGACUCCGCAUACGCGGAACGUACGCGGAGUCCGCUCCGCGUAUGUUCCGCCCGAGUAUGUUUGGGCCUACAGGCUGUACAAUGACAUAUGCGGUCUGGUCGGUCCCAAAGAGAAAAAAAAAAAAAAAAAAAAACCCCGGUCCAAUACGGAGUACCGAACCAAAUUGGUAUUACCGAGAACCAACCCAACCCUACCUGAGUCAGAUCAAUUUCCAUGAUGACUCAAAGCUUUUACCACUCAACACAAUGUACCUGUAGAUGCUGCAAAAAAAAUUCCUCCGGGUUGCCUGCAGAGAAAUGAAGAAACACUUUGAUGAUGUCCUCUUGACCCACACUGCAUGCCUGUCUCCUGCCGCUGCGACUGAUGCCAGAGCUUGAGCAGAGUAUCCCUCCCUGCUUCUACUCAUGAGAGUAUUGCCACGUCUGAUUGAAUUGACAGAUGCUGACUGUCUCCAAGCCAUCGAUGACCAGUGAAGGAGAUUGCCUCUUGUGACCCUUGAUGAAGACACUAAGACAGUGACUGCGGAUGAAUUCUGGCACCAUCUCUCCACUUUGGUGCAAGAAGGGUGUUCAGGGAACUGGGGGAGUUUGCCCUUGAUGCGCUUGUCUUUCCUCAUUCAAAUGCAUCUUGUGAGCGUGUGUUUUCCAAAGUGAAUCUAAUCAAAACAAAACCACGAAACCGACUCAUCACAGACACGCUUAACGGGCUCAUGCACACAUCAGAGUGUGUGAAGAUGGCAGGUGGAUGUGCCAAUAUUAAGCCAACAACCAUGAUGCUGCGCUCCAUGACAACAUCAAAUCUGUACCGUAAAAGGACUGCCCCUGCCCAGCAGGAUGCAGCAGACUCAGACAGUGACUCAGAGCUGGAGCUUGAACUUUAAGGUAAGCAUAGUUAUUUAUUUAAUCAACCUAGCUGAUGGCCUAAACUGUUUCAUGCACAUUAUGAACAGGCUUCUAGUUGUGACAUUUAUCAUGUAAUGUAAUAUCAUUAUCAAACUAAACAAUAGUCUCCUCUCUGCUCUUCUUCUAUUCAUUCAGAAAAUGGCAAAAGACAGAUGUGAUGUGACAUGAAUGGCGCAGACCUGACAGCCCAUGAAGACCGAGACGAUUAGGGCUGCACACCACUAUUCUAAUUUUGUGAAAUGUUCAAUGCAUCCCUAGUUUUUUUUGUCACCAUUACUCUGGGGAGGUUGGGGAUUGGUGAACUGGAAAAACAUGUACCCUUGUUUUAUUUCAUUUAUUAUUGAUUUAUUAUUUUUGACUUUUGCAGAGUUGCCUCUUUUAUAAAAAUGUUACGCAAACAUUUGUAAGUGUCACAGGGAAAUCACGGACUCCAUAACAAACUACAUAAUAACAAAUGAAAAAUUGAGCAACUUUGCUCGGGUUCGGCCCACUUGACACGAAACAUGGUCAAAACCAGAUGAAUACAACACCCUGAAUGAAGCUACACCUCCAGCAUUCUUAUAUAUGCAGAAGCCCCAGCUAUCUGGCCGCGGCGGAGGGGUCGCUGUCAUCUACAGAGACAAUUUCUUUAAUAAGCCUGUUCCCUGUGGGGAAUUCUCCUCCUUCGAAAACUCAACAUUUUGUGUUAAUAAGCACCAGCCGAUUUUAUUCCUUUUAAUUUACCGCCCUCCGAAGCCCAAUGGCACUUUUGUCUCUGAAUUCUCUGACCUGCUCUCUCUGCUUUUACCUAAUUAUGACCGGGUCUGCAUAAUCGGUGACUUCAACAUUCAUGUUUGUUGUCCUGGUGAUGCUCUUGCGGGGGAAUUUCUUAAUCUUUUAGAAUCGUUUAAUUUUGUUUUACAUUCCACAGGGCCCACCCAUGAGAAGGGCCAUAUCUUAGAUCUUGUUAUUUCAUAUGGUCUGAAGAUUGAUAAUGUGGAACUUAACAUCUGUAUAUCCAAUCAUUUUAGUAUUGUUUUAAACUUGUACUCCUCUCCUUCACCUAAAGUCUCACCUGCCCCCACCCGCUCUCGCAUCAUUAACUCAACAGCAGCUAAAUUUUCACAUGCUUUUUCGUGCCUCUCUUCCAAACUACCUCUCUUGCAUGAUACCAACCUCCUGGUGAAUUCCUUCAAUGACCUCUGCCUGAAUACAAUGGACUCAGUAGCCCCAGUCAAAACCAGAACCAAAAUCACUUCCUCAGUCUCUCCAUGGUUUAAUAACCAUACCCGCUCCUUAAAAAGAGAGGUACGCAAAAUAGAGGGUAAAUGGAAGUCCUGCAAACUUCAAGUUCACUAUGAGCAUUUGAAAAGCCUAAUGAAUAAUUACAAUGCUGCAUUAAAGAUGCACAAGCAACUUUUUUCUCCAACUUGAUCUCCCAGAAUGCUCAAAACUCUAAAGUGCUGUUUCAAACACUCGACCGAAUUGUUUGCGCCCCCACCAAUAUAAAUUUACAUGCAUCACCUAAACUCAUUUUUCACUGAAAAAAUUGAAAACAUUAGGCCCGUUUCCACUGCAGGAACUUUGGGGUAAUUUUACGGGGCCGGGGCCAUUGCUGCGUGUCUCCACCGCAGGAACCACCCCCAAAGGACAGAGUUCCGGAACUUUUACAGGGGCUAAACAAGUCCCUGCCUGGGAGUAGGUACUCAGAACGGCCCCGAAAAACUCCUGGCUGGGGCCUGGGGGUUACUUGGUGCUGAUUGGAUAUACUCAAGGGGGGAUGUGAUGUCAACAGAAAGCAACAAAAUAGCUGGCAUUUUUAAAACUCAGCAGACGAGAGUUAGCUUGUUCAUAGCUUCCACCACCAUAUAAACAAACUCAAUAACCGGUCUGUGAAAAAAAUAUUUUUUCCAGCGGAUAUCUUAGUUACAACAUGAUUGAGCAAGCAAAGCAGUUUUGUGUUGCUAAGUGUGGUAUUUAUUCAGUUUUGGGAAAUCACGAUGUCUAGAAAGGGACAGGGACAGCUAACAGCAGCAGCAAAGCUAACAUCAGGACGUCAUCUGUUAAAAGCCUCCCGUUGUUGGAUACAACAUGAAACUAUUCCAGUUAGCUCAAUCAUGUUGUAACUAAGACGUCCGCUGGAAAAAAUAUUUUUUUCAUGGACCGUGACCGGAGUUAUUACAGACACCGCUAACGGCUAACGGCGUCCCUACGCCCCUACAUUGCCCUGGUCAAAAUGGUCGUGCAGCAAUUACGUCACAUACAGAGCGAGCCCGGUAACUUAACAAGAACCUUCCUCCUACUCCGCUCUCUCAGUGGAGACACGGCGGUUGAGAGGGCCGAGCGAGAGGAUGUUCCUGUAGUAGUUCCUGCCCCCCAAAUACUACCAGGAACUUCUUCAGUGGAAACAGGCCUAUUAGAUCUCACACCAUCAGCAGUCGACCAAACAAUUCACUUGUCCCGGAACCGCCAACUCACCAAUCCUACUCUAUGUCAGUCCUGCUCGUUUAGUUCAGUGUCACUAACUAGGGAUGUCCCGAUCCAAUAUUCAGAUUGCGUGGAAAAAUGCAGAUCCAAGAACUCCUAUCCAGUUUUUCACGGAGUCCGAUUCAGGUUUUCCAACCAGCCCAGCGCUCCGCGAGUAAAGCAGUCCAUUCCAGUGAUCCGCUCCAGCUCUUACUAUCAAUCCACCAGGCCAGCAUGCAGACGGCAGACACGCACGGAGGAUUCUUUACAGGUGAAGAAACUGCCAGGGGUGCGAAGGCUCUCCUGACACGACAGCUUGAGAAGAUGGAGGAAGCACUGCUCAGGGCAUCAGCUGAUGACUCAGGGGCAAUGGAGGCAGAGCCAGCAGAAAAGGUCGCUCGCAUGGAAGCUGGUCCAAGCACUGGUUCUCCUCCAAGCACAAGUAAGAGUAGCUUCAGCAGUCUGUAUAACAGAAUUCUGGAGGAGCAUGAUGAACCUGCUACAGGGGGUACCCAGGUAGUGGUUACCCAAAUGCAAAUGUAUUUGAGAGAACCAACGAUGGGUGAGAAAGACAGUCCUUUCCAGUACUGGGCAAACAACCAUGCUGGCUUUCCUCUCCUUGCUGCUGUUGCGGUAAAGUUCCUGAGUGCCCCUUCAACUAGUGUGGAGAGUGAAAGACUGUUUAGCACGGUAUCCAAUAUCGUGGAUGCAAAGAGGAAUCGUCUGACAGCAGAGAGAGCAGAAGUGCUCAUAUUCCUCAAAAAGAACCUGCCAAUGUUUAAGUGAGAUUUGUGAAACACUAGAUCACUCCCUCAGUGUUAACUUUUUGGAGUGUCAUUUACUUGUUAUUGUUUUCUUUUGAAGAAUAGUUACACAGACUCUGGUGUUAAGCUUAGUCCAGGUCACCAUUCAGUGCCAUACCUCAUACUGUACUUGAUUUGUGCUGUUCAGAUGCACAUUGCUUUAUUGAUAAUGUGUGUGUAAGAUGUUUACACUUAUUGCACUUUUAUUUUAUUUCAGAUAUUUGACAUUUGAAAAGAAAACCUUGAUUUGUUGAUGCUACAAGAGCCAGUGUACUUAAUUUGUGAUCAGAUGAAGCAGCCCUUUGUUUGUAUUUUAUCUGGAGAGGGGCAGUGUAGAGUUUACACUUUAUUUCAUAUUUGACACUUGAAAACUGUGUUGCUACAUAGUAGUGUCUACGUAUCUGUGCUGUUCAGAUAAGACAGGUAUUUUUGUUUUUUGACAGUGUUAAACAGAAAUACUAGUGCAAUAUACACUGUCUUGGAAUUAAUAAAUAUUGACAAUCAAUUUGAAACCCUUACAGUUGCAUAUUUGUUUUCAGGAUGGGAUUUUUCCUGUUCCUGAUUUCCUGCUUUUCUGACAAUCACUCAGACAAUUCAGCAAGCACUGU
Molecule: messenger RNA, 4839 nt
Organism: Epinephelus fuscoguttatus (brown-marbled grouper)
Lineage: Eukaryota; Metazoa; Chordata; Actinopteri; Perciformes; Serranidae
Product: E3 SUMO-protein ligase ZBED1-like
Exons: 2
Coding region: 3528-4214 (228 amino acids)
Molecular function (GO): protein dimerization activity
Source: RefSeq, a predicted model, not a curated record